UAUCUUCAUCGCCUUCAUCAUAUCAUGUCUUCAGUGAUUGACGAAAAGGUGCCCAUUACCCUAUCAUCUCCUCAAUUGGACUUUGAUAAUUUUCAAGUUGAUGAAGGGGACCUAGAUGGGGUUGUCGAGAAGGCUGAGAAAGAUCGGGAAUUUGGAGCGGCUGUCUAAUACAUCAGCUUUCAUAAGGAUAUCCUAGACGAAGCUCUUGAACUUUCGUUCAAAAAUGAGCAAAGCAUCUUCAAUUAUUGCAGCUGGGCCAGUUAUAGAUGCUGGAACGCCACCUAUGCCGGUCCUAAUUUGCUUCUGGACGUUUCUAUAGAAUCUGUGGCAAAGCGGGUUAGUCACUGCGCUCAAUUAACUGAAUGCUUUAUGAAGAUGACUCCCUGGCUGGCAGUGUCCGAGGGUUGUGUCAAGACCAAGAAUAUCAGUACGUCACCUAAAACCUUCCACGCCGCUCUCGCGGGUGCUAUACUAGAGGGCUUUAUCUCUUUGCCCGCUGGUGGAUAUGACGCUCUAGAGAAAGUAUUCAAAUUUCUCACUACGGCAGUUGAGACCCGGGCCAGAACUGGUGACGACGUUUCGCAAUGCAUAAUUUUGAUCCGACACGAAUACUCACCAGAGACAAAAACCAUCCGUACAUUCAUUCGCAUCGUCACAUUUCAGAUUACCCAAGAAAUGGUUGAAGUUCAACGAAAGAAGAGCUCUUCAAGCGCUCUCAAUGUAAUCAUCUCAUACAAUGAGUGCGAAGGUAAGUUCAAUAUAAAAGAGUGGACACAAGCUUCUGGCAUGAUCGAAGAGUCGAAGAAGAAAAAAAUGGAGGACUAUGUCAAGGAAGAUACCAUUGAGAUCCCACUUUGAUCAGAUACUCAAAACGAAAACCCACCCGCAACCCAGAGGUUAAAAAUCCAAUGGAAAAUGAUCACAUCCGAGAAUUUUUAAGUGUCUAUGUGGAGGAUUGAAGUUGAACUUGACGUCCACGUGGUUCUCAGUAAAUCUCACCCCGCUCUUAGGAUACACCUUCCUCAACAACCUUGCUCUACAGCUCUAAUGAAAUUUGGCGAUGUAGAACUACCAAUUGAACAAUCAACGACC
Molecule: messenger RNA, 1092 nt
Organism: Botrytis porri
Lineage: Eukaryota; Fungi; Ascomycota; Leotiomycetes; Helotiales; Sclerotiniaceae
Exons: 5
Coding region: 370-858 (162 amino acids)
Source: RefSeq, a predicted model, not a curated record